GGGCGAGCGGAGGGGCUUUGCAGCGGCCGCCGCCGCGGGAGGAGGGGGUUGAGCUGGCUCCGGAGUUGGCCAAAGAAGGUGGGCAUUUCUCGCUUCUCCUCGCCUCCCCCGCCCCCUCCUGGGCUCCCCUCCCUCCCGCCCCGCACCCCACGUGAAGCGGAAUAUAAAGGGGGGUGUGUGACUGGAGGGGAAAGUGAAUGGCGAAGGACUGAAGGGGUCCCCCUUCGGUUCCCCAGCCACCUGGUUCACCCGGUUCAUCCUCCCUUCCCGAAGCUAGCCCUCGAAGGCACGAGCAGCCGGCGCCUUCGGCAGAGGAGGAGGAGGAGGAGGGAUCGCGUCGGGCGGAGCUUCAGGUCCUGUUCGCCUCUCCGGCUUCUCCAUACAAAGAUUACGGUGCAGAAGGAAAUUGCACUCGCCUCCUCCGCCCCCCGGUACCCAGCACAAUGCACCAGCCGCCAGAGUCCACCGCCGCGGCGGCCGCUGCUGCAGACAUUAGUGCUAGGAAGAUGGCGCACCCGGCAAUGUUCCCUCGAAGGGGCAGCGGUGGUGGCAGCGCCUCUGCUCUCAGUGCAGCAGGUACCGGCGUCAGUGGUGCUGCUCCAUCUUCUGAAGAUUUUCCUCCUCCUUCUUCGCUGCUCCAGCCGCCGCCUCCUGCUGCAUCUUCCACACAGGGACCACAGCCUCCGCCUCCACAAAGCCUGAACCUCCUUUCACAGGCUCAGCUGCAGGGACAGCCUCUUGCGCCAGGCGGAACUCAGAUGAAAAAGAAAAGUGGCUUCCAGAUAACUAGCGUUACUCCGGCUCAGAUCUCUGCCAGCAUCAGCUCGAACAACAGCAUAGCAGAGGACACCGAGAGCUAUGACGACCUGGAUGAGUCGCACACGGAAGAUCUCUCUUCUUCCGAGAUCCUUGAUGUCUCCCUUUCCAGGGCCACUGACUUAGGUGAGCCUGAACGCAGUUCCUCCGAGGAGACUCUGAAUAACUUCCAGGAAGCUGAGACACCUGGGGCAGUCUCUCCUAACCAGCCCCACCUUCCUCAGCCUCAUUUGCCUCACCUUCCACAACAGAACGUUGUGAUCAAUGGGAACGCUCAUCCACACCACCUCCAUCACCACCAUCACAUUCAUCAUGGGCACCACCUUCACCACGGACACCACCAUUCAUCACAUGCUGCUGUGGCCAGUACAUCCGUUCCUGGAGGGCCACCACCCACGAGCCCCGUGUCCAGGAAACUCUCUACAGCUGGGAGUUCUGACGGUGGUGUGCCAGCCCCACCUGCUUCUGCUGUAUCAUCGGCUGGCUUACCUGCCUCAGUGAUGACGAGCAUCCGUGCUCCGAGCACUCCAGGCAGCAUAGGUGUAAAUUCAGUUACCGGCACGAAUGCAACGAAUAAUGUUAACGUUGCUGCUGUGGGUGGUUUCAGUCCCGGCGUGGCGAACAGCGUGCAUCCCAAUGCGGUUAGCAUAAGCGGUGGGCCUGGAGUGACCAGCGGUGUUAAUGUGAAUGUCUUGAGUGGCAUGGGCAACGGUACCAUUUCUUCUCCUGUCCUUAACGCAGCUGCAGGUAUCACGGUGGGAGUGGUUUCAAGUCAGCAGCAGCAGCAGCAGCCGCAGCAGCCGCCGCCAACAGUUAACACAUCAAGGUUCAGAGUUGUGAAGUUAGACUCUACUUCUGAACCCUUUAAAAAAGGCAGAUGGACUUGCACUGAAUUCUAUGAGAGAGAAAAUGCUGUGCCAGGUCCAGAAGGCGUGGCCAUAAAUAAAGUGGUGGAGACCGUGAAGCAAACCCCCACGGAAGCGUCCUCUUCGGAGAGGGAGAGCACUAGUGGGAGUUCCGUGAGCAGUAGUGUCAGCACACUGAGUCACUACACAGAGAGUGUGGGAAGCGGAGAGAUGGGAGCCCCUACUGUGGUGGUGCAGCAGCAGCAGCCGCUACCACCAGCACCACCAGGUCUUCAAGGCGUGGCCCUCCAACAGCUAGAUUUCAGUAGCCCUGGUCCACAGAGUAUUUCUCAGUCACAGAUGUCACAGGUACAACUACAGCCUCAAGAAUUGAGCUUUCAGCAGAAGCCAAGUCUUCAACCUGUUCCUCUGCAAGCCACUAUGAGCGCAGCAACUGGUAUCCAGCCUUCACCUGUCAACGUGGUGGGUGUAACGUCAGCUGUAGGUCAACAGCCUUCCAUUUCCAGUCUGGCUCAGCCCCAGCUGCCGUAUCCUCAGCCAGCUCCUCCCGUGCAAACUCCUCUUCCAGGGGCACCACCCCAGCAGUUACAAUAUGGGCAACAGCAACCAAUGGUUCCUACGCAGAUAGCCCCAGGCCAUGGCCAGCCAGCAACUCAAAACCCUCCUUCAGAGUACGCACAGCAGCAGCCAAUGUUCCAAGCGGCAAUGUCCUCUGGACAGUCCAGUUCCACAGGCACAGGAGCGUCAGUGAUUCCCGUGGCUCAGCCACAAGGGAUCCAGCUGCCAGUGCAGCCCACAGCAGUACAAGCACAGCCUGCAGGGGCGACUGGGCAGCCCAUUGGCCAGGCUCCAACAGCAGUGUCUACUGUACCAGCUGGUGGUCAGAUUGCAAGUAUCGGUCAGCAGGCAAACAUACCCACUGCAGUACAGCCACCCUCUACCCAAGUUACACCUUCAGUUGUUCAGCAAGGUGCUCCUCCAUCUUCACAAGUAGUCCUACCUGCUCCAACUGGGAUCAUUCAUCAGGGCGUUCAAACCAGUGCUCCAAGCCUUCCUCAGCAAUUGGUUAUUGCACCCCAGAGUACCAUGGUAGCGGUGCCUCCCCAGACACAGGGAGUGGAAGCAGUGGCUCAUGGAGUUGUUUCCCACCAGUUGCCCACAGGUAGUCCUUUGCCCUCUGCUAGCACCAUUUCUGUUACAAGUCAGGUUAGUUCAGCUGGUCCUUCUGGAAUGUCUUCUGUCCCAACAAACUUAGUUCCACCACAGAAUAUAGCACAACCCCCAGCCACCCAAAAUGGCAGUUUGGUUCAAAGUGUUAGUCAAUCUCCAUUGAUAGCCACUAACAUAAAUUUGCCUUUGGCACAACAGAUACCGCUAAGUUCUACUCAGUUCUCUACACAAUCAUUAGCUCAGGCAAUUGGAAGCCAAAUGGAAGACACCAGGCGUCCAGCGGAGCCCUCCUCAGGCGGCUUACCUCAGACUCUCAGUGGUGACAGUGGGGGAGUGUCAGCAGUCUCAGAUGGGAGUAGCAGCAGCCUAGCAGCCUCUGCUUCUCUCUUCCCGUUGAAGGUGCUACCGCUGACAACACCCCUGGUGGAUGGCGAGGACGAGAGCUCUAUUUCAGUGCUUCUCUCCUACCAGAGGUGCAAGGAGUGAUCCUAGAGCCACAGAUACAGCCAAGACCACGGGGAGCUUUGACGUCAGGGCUCCACUUUCUCCACUGAGCCCUUGGAGACAGAAUACCCAGCUUCUGGAGAGAGUGGGAAAGGAUAAUAAACAAGUGGGUGCUUUCCGUUACUUACUGGGGUUUAUCUGUAGAGUGGAGUGUCUUUCCAUUGCCCAUUUAUUCUGUUGGUGAUCCCCUUGGCUUCUUCCCAGAGCCAGGUGCGACUCUGUGUUUCCUGAGAGAACUGUCUAGUGCCCAUUCACAAAACAACCGCAAAUCUAUUUAUUUCCUCUCCAGAUAAUUAAUGCAGUGGCUAAUCUGGGGCACACACAGUUUGUUCCAUGCCUGUGUAGUUCACAGGAAUUAAAGAAAGGCAGUCAUUUUCUGCAUGGGCCUUUAUUGUAACAGUGGACUUGAUAGAGUUCUUGUAGAGUCCGGAAAUUGAAGUUUCUGUGCUUCAUCUUUGAACUAGACACCUGAAAUCUCUAAACUUAUAUAGUUGAAUAUUCAGGUGUCACCCUGGCCUGUUAGUGAGGGUAUUUUGGUCUUUUUUUCUACCUUAAGUGUUAGGCCUUCACACUCAGUCUCUUAGGAGAUGGAAUUUUAGGACUGUUGUGGCUUUACUGUCAAAUGUAGGCUUCAUUCUUUAAGACAAUAAAUAUGAACGAAUAUAAGUUUCAGAAGUUAAUGUCCCUGAAAGCUAUGUAAUCAAGUUUUCUAGUCCCUUGGAAUGUAACUUAUGCCAACACUGUAUUUUUUCCUAGGGCAUUAAGAUGGUUCUUUCUUAGUUUCUCUGAUGCCAGGGGUAGGGUGUGAGUCCAGGCAUUUCUUACCAUCUGCAGUGGGUAGAAUGUGAACUUGGUGCCUUGGCAAGUUUUCAUUGUUUCCUUGGUGGCUUCUUCUGUGACUCCAGGUAUCUUGAUAAUGGGAGACCGGUUUAUUUGUUCUCUAAUUGCCCAGAUUUCUUUCAACUGGUAAAACAUCAUACCUCUUCAGCAAAAGGAACUCCUCUAGCAGAGCCCUCAUGGAUGAUAUCUGUCACACAUGGCAGCACCUGCAGUUUGGAAGGCAGUGGUGAAUGGAUCCAUGCAAUAUGUCUAGAAGACACAAGGAUGAGCCAACCACCUGAUCUUGUUACUUACAAACUUUUAAGAUUUACUCUGGUUUACUUUUGGUCUGAAAAUGGAAAGGCUCAAGUAAUGAAGUAAUCUUUUCAUUUUGGAGUUUUACAUGGCCAUGAAAAUAUUUCUUAUUCUGAAGACUGAAAUAGAGGAAGCUUGAGAGUCUUGUCUUUCAAAGCAGCUCUCUGUAUCCGUUUCACUUAAAGAUUUGUGGAACUGAAAAUCAUUUUAAUCACAUAGGCAACCCCCACUUUAAAAAGUAGCGUAAAAAAAAUACAGAAAGCUUGAGGAACCCUUCUACCACCUCCUCCUUUGUCACCCAGUGCUAAAGGGGACAGCAAAUAAAGGGUGAGCUCGAGUCUUAGUGUUAGGAUGUACUCUUGGCUCAUCUCUUGCUGGCCCCGAGCCUUAUUUUUGCUGUAAUUUAUCAAAUGAUGAAAGCUGUGGAGCUGUCUUCUGUGUUCCUAGGCAGUAAAUAAACGCCUGCUAGGGUUUACGCUGCACUGACGGCGUCCUGCCGCUGAGUGAUGGAGCAGAGGUGCCCGUCAGAAAGAACCUGUAGGUGUGAGUGGUCUUGAGGUACUUGUCCAAAUUACCAAUUGGCAGAGGCUGUCAAAAUGACAUUUCUUUCUUUGGUUAUCUAGUAACUGGCCAGUCAAAACUAUUGAAGAAAACCAUGACAGUCACCUGAUACUGCCAGUUCCUUUUAAGUUAGAGUAAGUUUUAAGAAGAGAAAUUGUAGAAUUAAUAAUAGGACUACUAAAAUGUUAGCCUCUUAAAAUUUAAGACUAUCAGCUAAGAGAUAAUCUACUUUUAGUCUUUCUUGGCUAUAAGAACUAUUUCUUAAUUAUAAAUCAUUUUUUAAAAGUAUAAUGCUUAAAAAGUAGAUAUUAAAGAUAAUUUUGAACGAAAAAAUUCCCCAUGGAACUCUGAAUUCCUGUAGAAUGAUUACAGCUUUGUAGUCCUGACUUAAUAAGAUAAUUCACAAGUGCAUAUAAACGAAAAACAAAUGAAUAUUUUAGAAGGAAUUCAGAACUGAAAGCAAGAUUUACAUAGAAAUCCUGUGGCAUUCUUUAAAGCACAGUACAACCCAUUUUAUGGCCUGAGUCCACUAGCCUUUUGUCUUGGCACUGAAGACAAAGUGAUUUAACCUUGGAAUCUCAAGCUUUAAUGAAUUUCAGCUCUGUCCCUUAAAGUAUGCAAAUGAGAUGUAAGUUCAUAUCCACUCCCCAUCACUACAAGCUACUGCAAAGGGAAACUGUGUAUCACUGUGAACUGUUUUGUUUGGAUUUUAAUUUUGAUGCAUUUUCUUUUUAGAUUCUUAAAGAACAUUUUCGUGUCACAAUAUGCAAUCUAUAUCUUUCCAUGUUUACUUUAUGAAUAUUAAUAUAAGUGAUUUUUCUCUAGAAUGAUAUAUUGUGUAAUAUUUGUAUUAUGUGAUCAUUUGAAAACUAAUAAAUAUUUUCUCCAUGAAAAAAA
Rattus rattus (black rat) is the source of this 5948-nucleotide messenger RNA. RefSeq names its product TSC22 domain family member 1 (gene Tsc22d1). The record is from RefSeq and is a predicted model, not a curated record. NCBI's taxonomy places the organism in Eukaryota, Metazoa, Chordata, Mammalia, Rodentia, Muridae. The transcript is spliced from 2 exons. Bases 444 to 3338 code for a protein of 964 amino acids. Gene Ontology annotation, biological process: regulation of transcription by RNA polymerase II.